Messenger RNA from Knipowitschia caucasica, 264 nucleotides. The record is from the annotation of a GenBank genome assembly. NCBI's taxonomy places the organism in Eukaryota, Metazoa, Chordata, Actinopteri, Gobiiformes, Gobiidae.
AUGGUCGCUGUGUCUCCACCGCGGCUCACCGCGGCUCCUCUCCUGCGGACUCGCUGCCGCUCGUCUCCCCGUGGCCGCUGCUACUCGCGGCCAGGCGUUACUCCGUGCACCCUGCAGCUUCCAUACCGGGCACGGGACUUCUGUCUCCCUGCCGUUGUCUGCCUGCCGCUGUCCACCCGUCUCCCUGCCUCCACUCACGGUACAGUGUCGGUUUCGUGUUUUCCGCACUACCAUGAACGUACUGAACUGCGGCGUGUCAGUUAA